This is a messenger RNA of Pararge aegeria (speckled wood butterfly), 846 nucleotides long. RefSeq names its product probable phospholipid hydroperoxide glutathione peroxidase (gene Gtpx). The transcript has 4 exons. Gene Ontology annotation, molecular function: glutathione peroxidase activity. The record is from RefSeq and is a predicted model, not a curated record. Gene Ontology annotation, biological process: response to oxidative stress. The coding region runs from base 46 to 648 and encodes 200 amino acids. NCBI's taxonomy places the organism in Eukaryota, Metazoa, Arthropoda, Insecta, Lepidoptera, Nymphalidae.
ACAAGGUUAGUCACCACCACUCGCACGUCACUAUAAUCACUAAUCAUGACAAUUGGAUUUAGGGCGAUUUCCAGGCUAGUCGUGCCCACUUUCGGAAACUUAUUUUGUUUGACUCGAGUGCAACUAAGUACACUCAAAAUGGCAGAAAAUAAUCCCGACUACAAAAGUGCUACUAGUGUUCAUGAGUUUACAGUUAAAAACAUAAAAGGUGAAGAAGUUAAACUUGACGUAUACAAAGGUCAUGUGUGCAUCAUAGUUAACGUCGCUUCACAGUGCGGUUUAACUGCGAAUAAUUACAAACAACUGAAUGAGUUGUAUGAUCAGUAUGCUGAAAGCAAAGGUCUGCGCAUCUUGGCAUUCCCAUGCAAUCAGUUUGCUGGCCAAGAACCAGGCAAUUCAGAAGAUAUAGUUUGUUUUGCAAGUGACCGCAAAGUCAAAUUUGACAUGUUUGAGAAGGUUGAUGUAAAUGGUGAUGGUGCAAACCCAUUGUGGAAGUUUUUGAAGCAUAAGCAAGGAGGUACUUUGGGAAGUUUUAUCAAAUGGAAUUUCACAAAGUUCAUCAUCGACAAGAAUGGGAAUCCAGUUGAACGACAUGGUCCUAAAACUGAUCCAUUGGAUUUGGUGAAAUCACUUGAAAAGUACUGGUGAAGAGUUACUAUGGGUUUUAAAAUCAUCACAAAUAAAUAUAAUUUUUAUGGUGGUCUCAAUGUUGUUUUAAGGAUUCAAAUUUGUAAUAAGAUGUUUAAUAUUAUGGGCACUGUGUUGUGUUUGUAAUAUGCACUGUUUGGCUAGUUAUAAUUUAAUUGUUAAAUGCAUAAAUAUAUUUUGAAAAUUACAAAUAUGUAA